Molecule: messenger RNA, 1460 nt
Organism: Hyposmocoma kahamanoa
Lineage: Eukaryota; Metazoa; Arthropoda; Insecta; Lepidoptera; Cosmopterigidae
Gene: Sld5
Product: DNA replication complex GINS protein SLD5
Exons: 2
Coding region: 119-772 (217 amino acids)
Biological process (GO): DNA-templated DNA replication; double-strand break repair via break-induced replication
Cellular component (GO): GINS complex
Source: RefSeq, a predicted model, not a curated record
GGUAGGCAUGUGUUUUUGUUGAUCUUGUCUUAUCUGACUAUGAAAACAAGUUUUAUAAUAAAAUGAAAUUUCUAACCCGCUGUUUUGCGUGAUUUAGAAAUUUAAGAACUUGAAAACAAUGGAUACAAUCGAAGAUAUUGCGUUAAGUGACGAGGAAGAAGAAAUUACAGCUGAUGCAGUAUUGAAAACACUACAAAGCGCUUGGCAGAAUGAACGCCUAGCACCUGAAAUUCUUCCACACCACAACGAUAUUGUAGAAUGUAUGUUGGGCCAAAUCCAGCACAUGGAGAGGAAUAUCAACAAGUUACCCAAGACUGACCUUCGUGCGUCUAUCCACAAAAUGGAACUCAAUCGAAUAAAGUUCGUUAUAUGUAAUUACCUAAAGACAAGACUGCAUAAAAUAGAACAGUACUGUAUUCCUAUAUUAAAUGAAGAGAGACGAAGAACAGACUCUGGGACUAAUUAUUUGACUCCGUCUGAGUACAAGUACGCUCAUGAGUAUUUACUGAAUAUGGAAAAUCAUGUCAAAACAGUGGUAUUAAGUAAAGUUCCUAGUAAUAUGCAGACGUUUGAGAUGAGCAAGAUGGCUGUGUAUCCUAAUUUACAGAGUCAUGUGUUUUUAAAAGCGAACACGACAGUCAAUGGAGUUGUGCUUGAAGACUUGUUUGGGGACCAAGAUGAGGAGAUAGAUUUGGAAGAGGGUUCUCAGCACAUCUUACAGUACAAACCAAUAGCCGAUCUAGUGAAAAAUGGUAAAGUGCAACUAAUAUAACACAGGUGUUACUUAAAUUCAGGGGAAAUAUCUACCAACUUUGAUGAAUAAUUUUUAUUAGAAUUUGAAGCCGAAGAGUAUAUAUAUAUGUUAUUUCUUAAUAUGCAGCCAAGCACAAGCCAAGCACUGUUACUACUGCAAGUGCAGUAGUAACAGUGCAUAGUUUAUAUUUUAAAAAUUUGAUAAACAAAUCAUUGACUGCUGUCAAUGAUUAUCAUAAGCAAAUUAAUUCGACAAUUAAUAUAUCUAGGAAUAGCGAAUUGAGAUAUACAAUCCCGUCUAAUCAGUUUUUUUUAUAUCUUAUUUAGUUCCAGUUGUAUCGUUAGGCAAAUCCAGCAUAGUUGACUUUUUUGUUAGGUGACAAAAAAACAUGGCAAUAAAAUUUUAGAUGUCAUUUUCUCGAAAGUUACUGAAAUGCAAUUGCAUUAGUUAUGAUAAGAAGGACAGAUCUAAAGGGUAAUAUAAAAUAAAGACAAAUAUACAACAAUAAAAGUAUUUAUUGGUUUUAUUCAUACAUUACACUUACAUAUAACAUUUUGGAUAUUAAUGUCAAUUUUAUUCCAGUACGUUAAGACGUUGACAAUAACUACAUAAUCCUAUAUAGUUUCUUAUAAUGACAUUUGUAUAAUUCAUUAUUGUAAUUAGCCUUCAAGGACUUAUACCUUAUUUAAAAUGCAAGGCACUUGAA